CUCAAAGAGCCCCUCAGUAUGAGAACAACUCCAGCACAACAGGGAAUCCUCCUGCUUGCAACUAUGGGCUUUUAAUCAAGGCCUCUGUCCUCCAGCCUUUCACAGAUGCAAGCCGGGCAGGCUAGCAACACCCCUAUUCUCAUACCAAGACCAGUCUGCUGCAUUCAUUGAAUGAACAGCCCGUCUUUCAUUGUUUCAAUAAUCAUGAUGGUGCUUAUUCUACAAUCUGCUAUCAACUGUUGCAAAAAGCCACACCAUAGACAAAUCCAUAGAACUGUGGAGUUGGUAGGGGGCUUGAGGGUCAUCUAGUCCAGCCCCCAGCAAUGCAAGAAUCUUUUGCCCAACCCCCAAGCCUGAGAUCAAGAGUUUCAUGCUCCACCGACUGAGCUAGGCCAGCUGUUGUUGUUUAGUCGUUUAGUCGUGUCCGACUCUUCGUGACCCCAUGGACCAUAGCACGCCAGGCACUCCAGUCUUCAGGCACAAAGUAAUGGGCAGCAUAAUACCCGCUGUAGUUUAUACAAAAUAUAAGGCACCUUUUAGGGGACGUUAUCUUCCGUUUGCCAGCACGUCGGACCGGGUGAUCUUUUGAGAUCCCUGUGAUUUCAUGACUCUUGUCCAUCGGCGUGGCUACUUCGAUGUGGUUAGAUGUUUCUAAUUGACACAACGCCUCCGGACUACAUUGCAGGGUUGUCGUGAGCCACCUUCCCCGCCUAAUCCUGCAAGGCCUUUUAACCUGCAAAGUGGAAAACAAUCCAGAAUUGCCGCAAAACCCCGUCCAACAUCUAUCCUACACUUUAAAACGGUGGGGCGGCAGGGAGAAAUCCCCUUCACGGGCGCUGGAAUUACGAGCCUGAAAGUUGUGAGUCUUAUCGAUUUCGUGUUUCCAUUGCCCUUCCCAACAUGGCCGAGCGCUGCACCGAUUCUUCUGAGGUCUCUCGGACCUUCUUAAUAUGGCGACCCAACCAGCCUCACUUCCUCCCACCUACCCCAAACGGGAAAAGGCGGAGCCACGUUGCGCGUGCGCGUUGGCCCCGGGGAGUGCUCUUCGACGCCAUUUUGCGUGGCCGCCGGGCGGGCACACGGCUGUUUCCGGGUUGCAGGCCCCGGAGCAGAGAAAGAGAGAAAGAGAAGACCAGAGAGGCAGAGGAGCUUGUGGGUUUAUGAGUGACCAAAAGUUCUUUUUACGCUGAGUCGGCAGGGCGUGGGGCAAAGAUGCCUAUACCUCCUCCCCCUCCCCCUGGACCACCCCCACCCCCAACUUUCAAUCAGGCUAACACAGACCCUCCAAAACUGAACAGGGAUGAGCAGCGAGGGAGGGGAGCCUUGCUGCAAGACAUCUGUAAAGGGGCCAAGUUGAAAAAGGUGACCCAAGUCAAUGACCGGAGUGCACCCAUCAUUGAGAAAUCCAAGGGCAGUGGUGGCUACAACUCUGGCGCAUCCCCUCUGCCACCAAAGGGCGGCCUCUUCCAGGGUGGUGUCCCCAAGCUUCGACCUGUCGGAGUAAAGGACAGUUCAGAAAGUCCCUCUGGGAAGCAGUCCCUCCAGGUCCCUGGGUCCAGAUCAGCGGCUCCGCGGCCCCCAGUGUCUGCAACCAGCAGUCGGCCCCAAGAUGACGCUGACCACAGCCGGGCUUCCCCUCCGGAACUUCCGCGCAUGCAGAGACCUUCCUUGCCAGAUCUCUCGCGGCCAAACACCGCCAGCGGCACCGGCAUGAAACACAGCUCGUCGGCUCCGCCGCCUCCGCCCCCGGGACGCCGAGCCAACGCACCCCCUGCCCCUCCUCCCAUGCACAGCAGCAAAGCACCUUCCUACAACCGCGAAAAGCCCUUGCCACCAACGCCAGGACAGCGGCUCCCAGGGAGUCGGGAUGGACCGCCGGCUCCUCCCCCUAUCAAGCCGCCCCCUUCCCCAGUGAAUAUCCGAACGGGACCAAGCAGUCAGGGCCAGUCUCUGGCGCCCCCUCCUCCGCCUUACCGCCAACCCCCCGGUGUACCCAACGGCCCCGCCAGCCCCACCAACGAGUCCGCUCCCGAGCUUCCGCAGAGACACAAUUCCUUGCAUCGAAAGACACCCGGGCCUGGGAGGGGUAUGGCUCCUCCCCCACCCCCUUCAGCCUCCCCUUCUUUACAGAGCAAUCGGCCCCCACCUCCUGCCCGUGACCCUCCAAGCCGGGGCGCAGCCCCUCCACCGCCGCCACCCAUGAUCCGAAAUGGCGGUAGAGAUGCGCCUCCGCCUCCCCCACCCUACAGAAUGCACGGGACGCCAGACCCUACGAGCCGUGGGAAACCCCCACCCCCACCCACCAGAACGCCAGUUGGACCUCCUCCCCCUCCCCCACCCAUGAGAAAUGGACACCGGGACUCUAUUUCCACUGUCAGGUCUUUCUUAGGAGAUGACUUUGAAUCUAAAUACUCCUUUCAUCCAGUGGAAGAUUUCCCAGCGCCAGAAGAGUUCAAGCACUUCCAGAAGAUUUAUCCCAGCAAAACGAAUAGAGCUACACGUGGGGCCCCUCCUCUGCCUCCCAUCCCAAGGUGAAAAACAGCAGCUGGGCAUGGUUCCACAGCACCAAAAAAAAUGGACCUGUGUUCUCUGAUUUUCCCCUCCCUUCCUCUCCCUCAGAAACCUGCAUGAAAAAUACAUUCCUGCUGUUGAUUCCCCCAACCCCCAAACUGUUUCAAGAACCCGGACAAACCUACCAUUACUCACUUCCAUCUAUGCAUUUCACACCUGGACUUAAAAGGACGUCUCUUGGCACAGCUGGGUGAGAACCCUUUCCUGCAGAUCUGUGUGGGUCUCCCCAGUUCAUAAACAACUACUGUUCAAGAUCAAGGGUCCAGUGGAUAUUUCCCGGAAACGCAAGCCAAACAGGACCGUUUUGGAUCUCUGGGCCAGUGUGAAGCAACUGAUCUUUGCCUAGCUUAGGGGAGGGAAAUGCCUGCGAAAUGGGGAAUUCUGGUUUUUUUUUUUUAAAGAGGUGAGCAUUAGAAGGACUGAAAUAGCUAUUCCAUUUUUGAAUGCAGACACUACAUACUAACGCGUUAAAAUUGUGGUUAACUUGAAGAGAGGAGGGGAGGAAAUCAGUAUAAACAGCAUCGCUUGGAGCAAAUUCUAUAUGAGGAAAGCUAUACAAAUGUAGCAGCAUCCAUGGUAGCACAAGUGAAAUUCAGGGUGCAAUUUACACUCCAUCGCUGCAGCGCUCCUUGUCCUGCAGAUCUGAAGAUGUCCUCUUUCCCUUGAGUGUCGGCUGCUAGCAAUCCAGUACAAGCCCCUGUGACUCCUAAUCAUGCCGAUUAUAAUCUGUCGGCCGCUACUGACACAUGUAUGGCAUUGCCAAGGGCGCAAAUGUCGCGGCCAUGCAGGGCAGAGUGCACUUUAGGCCCCAAGUUGUUGUUGUUGUUUGUUGUUCAGACUGUGACAUUGACUGUCUUGCCUCUUCAGAAAGAUCACUUCCUACUGUUUCCACGAAUGAAGUCACGGCCCCAUCUUGUCUCCUCCAGCCAUGGGUAGCUUUGAGAAGGAGUUGCCCUAUGUAUUAAUGCCCUCUGGCAGCAGGCGUGUUUUUGGGGUUUACCAUUGUGCUGAGGGUUGAGUGGGUCCCGGCUGCCUGCCCACCCUGAGGCACCGGAAGGAAGUCAGAUGGGGAAGCAUUCAGCUCUGGUUAUGAGUGGUAUCCUAUUCCAAGCAGCGGCCCCCAGCCAGUGUGUGCAAAUGCAAAUGCUUAAACGGUAAAUUGAUUGCUCCUAACUCGGAGUUGAUCGUUGUGACGGUUAAUAACCGACUCCAGCAAAGUAGCUACUAUGGUUGGGGGUGACUAGAGAGCCCCCUUCACGCAGUAUAUUUUGUACACAGAAUAUCAUGUUCUCGGUGCUUCUUGCACAUGAGGAGGAGGAGAGUUGCCAUCUGUGCACAUGACCAUUGGGUGCUUGUUGCUCCUCCUGUGGAAGUGUCGCCUGUGCAAUCUAGGUGUCUUGGUUGUAGCACGGAAAACCUGGCCUGCCAUCGGAGGGAGAUCUCAUAGUGCUUGUCUUGGGGCUUGAGGUCAGAGCAGUGGCAUUCUCAUUUGCCUUUUUACCAGUAAGCAAGAAAUACACUCCAUUUGUAGAUUGCACAUGUUCUUCUUGGUGUGGCUUUGUCUCCAUGCGUAGUGGCCUGUUCGGAAAUCACUGCUACACUGCUUCCCAGAAGUAGAUGCAUCCUGUUCUGUGCUGAACACUAUUGAUCCUGAAACAGGCAGAAUUCCUGUCAUCUUCUUGGCCCCUGCUCUUGUUUAUACUUGAUGCAGAUGGUUAUAACAUCAGACCUAGCUAGCUAGCUGGUUGGUUGAUAUAUUUUUUUGCCUUACACAGUACUUCUGUCAUGUGAUUGGUACCAGAUUUGUUAUAAUUAUUGUGUAUAUUUACUCUUGAAUAACUUGCGGGUUGGGAAAUACGUGUUAUAAUCAUAAAUAUUGAUCUAUUUUGUAUGUUGUAAAAAGUUUGUAAUAUAGGAUCAAGGUAGGCUUGCUGGCCAUACACUACAAAAGCUCCCUCACCUUCUACUUAAACUUUUUUUUUUAUGAUGAUGGAAAUUCAUCCACUUUUAUGUUAAUGACCAGGCAGUCCCUCAUGUUGAGGGCUAAUGCUUGGUUGGAGGAAUUUCUUUUUUCUUCUGGAGGAAAAUUAAGUCUUACCCAGCAUAGCUUGCUGGGGAGAGAAGUUAAAUGCACUGUGCAUUUUUGAUGUGUGUGUUUAAUUUUUAUUAAAGAUUAUGUUCGCUAUAAUGUUAGCUUCCCGUAGAUAAAUCCUUUGUGAAGCAACUGUGAAGGGGGUUCCUAAGUUUAAAAUGGCAGUGGAAUUAAAACUUCUUAAAUGAGGCACCUAUGUUAUACUUGCACGUUCUGGGCCAAAGCACUGCUUUCUUCCUCCUUCCUUUUUUUCCAUGUUAGGUCUGUUUUUAUUGCCUUGGGGGGACGGGACAGGUUGGGGUUGGGAUGGCUUUGCAUUUCCUUAUUGACCAGGUGUGUUUGUACAAGGGGAAACUGGCACACAGAGAGACAUUUUCCUAUUUCACCCUGUCCUAAAACCUCAGACCAGGUUUAUAUAGCAUUUUAAAAACCACAAAUGUGAAAGUCGCAUCACCCACUACCAAGAUGAAAACCUCAAAUUUGCUCUCCCAACUCCUAGACUCUGCCAAAAAGUAUGUGAGUUUUGCUGAAGGUGGCAGACAUACUUUAUGCCUGGAGACCCUUAGCAGUUUUGUUUUUAGCAAAAUCAAGCAAUGAAGUUUCUUUCCCCUGGGCUUUACCAUUUCAGGCUGCUGAUGAAGGAAUCACAUAAUUGAAUACAAUUCCUUAUAGAAAAAGUUUAUGUAUGUUAAAAACCAUGCUCAGCCAUCUUCUGGCAUGGGUUUUUUGUUUGUUUGUUUGUUUUCAAAUAGAGGACCAAAGCGUGUCUCUUUAUGUAUACAUAUUGAAGAACAGUCCAGGAUAAGCUUUUAUUGUUCCGAAUAUUUCCUUCUCUGAACAAAGAUUCAGGAAUGGUGAUCAAGAUACCAGUUUUGAUUUCAUUUCCACAGCUGUCCCUAUUGAUACCGCCCCCCCCCCCAGGAUUAGCUGCAAGAAAAUGCAUAGCGGCCUGAUUCGCACAUCAUAUUAAACCAUAGACUGUGGUUUAAUGUGAACAUGCAAUGUGCUACCAGGCCCUGCUGAAAUUGUGGGUGGUUUGCUCCUGCACUCCUGGUGUUGCUAUGGCUUACCAUUACGUCGAAACCCACGGCCAUGCUUUGUUUUACUCCAAACCACCAACGAUUGGUAAUCAAGGUUUGUUCUCGGCUAACCGCUUGUGGGGUGGGGAGAGAAACCACGAGCCUGGGUUCAGACAUAACACUAAGCCAUCAUUUAAACCGUGAUUUUAACUCUGGCUUAAUAUGGAAAAUAUGGACAAGACCAAUCUUAAGAGCUUAAUGCAGGUUGCAGCUUUUAGGUCUCAUCUGUCUGGUUUCUUGAAACAGUUGCCUUACAGAUUUGGAUGCUGGGUUGAUAGCGCAUAGCAGCACAAUGCAGGCACGCAGGAGCCUCUAUGUUGUGAAGCUGUGAAAGACACACAUGCUGCCAAGAAUAACUGCACCAUAUUGGAGAUGCAAAUUCAGAGGACUGGCUGCCUGCAGCUCUGAAUCAGUAGUACUGUGUGUGCCAUUAUUCCAUGGAAGUGCAGGAGAUGCUCACAUGCCCUGGUGCAGAACUCUUUUCUGAGAAUGGACCUGGACCAUUUUUUGGGAGUAAAAAAUGGUUCUAGUCCUUUGUAGCCAACAAGAGGUGUUUGAAAACGUGUGGGCAGUGCCUAGUGGAAUAUUAACCAGUGGAACAGCUGGAGAAGCUUACUGGUGGUCAAGGGAAAGAGAAGCCUUCGUCGUUCUGUGUGGUUCAUUGACACUAACACAUGACCAGCAGCAUUAGAAAUAGAAAAUGGGGCAGAAACAGAAUCAUGCAAAUUGGCUUAAUUUGUAUAAUAGGUUGUAGAAUUCCACAUUUCUUGGUAUAGGAUUUGAGUUAUCUUGGCUCAGUUCUUGUGUGUGCAGAGAACACCCAGCCCUUCUCUUACUAGUCUUCCAUUGUAAAUGAAGUGUGAAACUGCAUGAGUGUGCCAGGGCAGAGGCUGUUGUGGAGGGUGCAACACGCCCAUUGUUGAAUAGAAAGAUUUCAGAGUUUCACUCACUGUGCCUUAUCCUCAGGUGGCUCCCAUUGGGGGUUUGUGUGUGUGGGAUAUUGGUCAAUCUUUAGUCUCUUGCAAGCUUAUAUGCACUCUGUAUCCUAUGUUAAGCUUUGGUUUAACAGUAUCAUUACUGUUAAGUGAAGAAACACUACUGAGAGCCACUUCUUGUGGUUUCAAUAACGAGAAUUUUGGUCUCUUGCACUGUUACUUUGCUUCAAGUCUACCCUUUGCCUUUAAGAUAAAACUGUCCUUUCGUUUGCCCCAUGUCCUUUGCUUUGCUUUUGUAAAGGUUUCGAAAAGCUUCAUCCAGACUGCUUGCAAGUGAAGAAUCCCAGGAUUCUUGAGUCGUUUGCUGUGAGCAGAAUCAUGUGGGGCAUCUUUCAUCGUUAGGGUUAUAACAUUCUUACACAAUUUGCUUAUCCCAUUACAAGAUAAGGAACUGUGAGAACUUUUAAGAUGUUCUUGAUGUGGCAUUUGGAGAAACCCUUGGUGUUUUUAAAAA
Zootoca vivipara (common lizard) is the source of this 7191-nucleotide messenger RNA. RefSeq names its product WAS/WASL interacting protein family member 2 (gene WIPF2). Gene Ontology annotation, molecular function: actin binding. The record is from RefSeq and is a predicted model, not a curated record. Lineage: Eukaryota; Metazoa; Chordata; Lepidosauria; Squamata; Lacertidae.